Fusarium falciforme is the source of this 753-nucleotide messenger RNA. RefSeq lists its product as hypothetical. The record is from RefSeq and is a predicted model, not a curated record. NCBI's taxonomy places the organism in Eukaryota, Fungi, Ascomycota, Sordariomycetes, Hypocreales, Nectriaceae. The transcript is spliced from 3 exons. The coding region runs from base 1 to 753 and encodes 250 amino acids.
AUGUUCUCUGUCAUCCUAGCUGCUGCCGCUAUGGCGGCCCUUGUAUUGUCUGAAUCUCUUCCCUCUACAACUCUUGCUCAGCUUGAGCUCGGCACAUUCCUCGAAAACAUAGCAGCCAUAGACUUUGAAUCACCCGGAAACGAAGUCAAGGUCAGGAAAAUCAGCGACAUGAGCCCCCAGAGCAUAUUCCUCAAUGACGUCACGGCCGUUCCUGGCAUAUCCGAUGUGGUUCUUGUAGCCGAUUCUGCCAACGGCUUCAUCGGUCGUCUUGAAUUGGCCACGGGCAUCUUUGAUACCUCGACGUUCCGCUUCCACCUUGAGAUGGACCCGGUUGAGGGUGCGAGGCUGCUCAUUGGCGUUAACGACAUUCAGAUCCGCAACGAACAUCUCUACUGGACCAAUUCAUUCCAAGCCUGCAUCUACCGUAUUGCAAUCACUCCGACCGGGUUCCCUGCUGGCGUCAGUUUCCUGGACGAUUUCAGCUUUGACGUCAACGGCAACAUCUAUGCAUCCACCAACCUUGAUAACUCUAUUGCCUUUAUCGACGCCCAAUCCAAAGAGUGGAAGGCGGUCGUGGGAGGAACUGGAGAGAUGACUGUGGCUGGCUCUACAUCUGUUGCGUUUGGUCGAGGGACCAAAGACAAAGGAGUCCUCUACGUGAGCACGUCUGGAGCAAUCGCGACUCCCGUCAAUGGGGCCGAGAUUGAAGGCGCCAAGGUUGCUGCUAUUGAUACUAAGUGUCGAGAAAUAUGA